AUGGAGAUUGAAGCACGCCACAGCGAACUGCGGAAGCGGCUCGAUGGUCUUGGCUUUGGCCAUCCACUGCCACUGAGCGCAAUCGGGAUCGUUUCAGCUAUUUUGGACGAUCUCAUACAAACAUCGGAAAAGCUGAAAAAUGCCAACCACAAAAUCGAACAGCUGCACCAGGAAAAAGCUGCCUGGGAGCUUGGUGUGGAACCGUACAAGUGCGACAAUUCCCGCCUGUUGGCUGAAUGCAAUGAGCUGCAUCUGGAGUUGAUCAAGCAACAAGAUAAACACAUCCUGGCGAACACGGAACUGCGAUCGCGCGUACGAUCGUUGCAGGCGGACAGGAAGCACCUGGAGGAAAAAUGUCUACAAGCGGAGUGUAAAAUCCGGGAGCUACAAGCGACAGGCGCUAGCGAGAGUGUGAAAUCGCGCAAGGAUAGCACCAACAAGCAGCGUAAACCGUUCAUAUCGACUGUACGGGCGGGUUCCUUUUAUCAACCGCCAAAGUGCUGUGAACAGGGCAUGCAACAGUCCGGAUCCCUUCCACAAACUUGCCGAUGUCCGUGCAAUCAACUGAAGCAAGCGGAUGUACUGCACGAGGUCGAACGAUUGCGCGUUGAAACGCAAAACCAGCAAGGAGUCAUCGAUGCCCUCAAGAAUCAGGUAAAUUCCCGCGACAGGGAAAUUCAGCGCCUCGGUGCACUAUUUGCCGGGGGACGUCCAGCUGCGGCACUGGCCAAAGAUUGUUGCUAUCGUGACGUUAACGAGCUCGGUCAUGAUGUUGCUACGUUGCAACAGGAAAAGUUAUCACUCCAACAGGAGCUGCACCAGCUACAGGAAUCUCACGAACGCACUGCCGGUAAGCUUACCCGGCUGUCGGAAAAGAAUCGCCAGCUUGAGGAGGAUUUGCGUAAAUUUGAAAACGUCGCGCUGAAGGUUGAAUCGGAAGCGAAUUUGAAUAUUCUUGAGCGCGAUCGCAAGAAUUCGGACCUGCAGCUUAAGCUUCAGCAAUCGCUACUACGCGUACGGGAACUAGAAUCGCUUGUAGAGCUAUGUUCGGGUGCAAACAAAGUCCAUCGCCUAUCGGAUACCUCCGCAUCAUCUUCAUCGGCUGUUGCUGGCUGCGGAUCGGAUACGACGUUGCAAAAUGCGCUAAAGCAUGCGGUAGAAGAAAAGCGUCUGCUCUACAAACAACUGAACGAAGGGAAAGAUCGCGAACAGUCGCUUCUGGCGGACUUUGAAAAAGUGAAAUCGAAAUACACCAGGCUUAAGCAAAAGUAUUCCGCUCUAGAACAAGCACAACAGCAACAGCAUCAUGCAAAAGGUAGUAGCACUGAAAGGCAGGUCGAGCUACAAGCGUUACAGUAUCGAUAUACGGAAUUGGAGGAGAAAUUGCGACACAUGAAGGAAGAGCGUGAUCGGUAUAGUUCGGACGCGGAACGUCAGCGUAGCGUUGUGACACAAUUGAAACGGGAAAGCUUACAAAAGGACCACGAACUAGCGGACCUUAAGAGUGAGCUCCACACGCAUCGAAAGCUAAAUCCUCGCCCAGUUACAACAUCCAGUUCGGGCGCAGGAAGGAUAAAGACGGCUGAUUCGAUUGGUUCCGUACAAUCGUCACUUUCCGUACAGGCGGCUAUUAAUCGAAUCGAGCGGGAAAGAGAUGUGGCAAAGGAUGAGGUACGGCAGCUAGAGCUGGAACGUGAUGCGCUGCGUGAGAAGCUAAAAUUGUCCACUCGGAGUCAGCAAAGUGAGCAGACCAAGCACGAUAAUGCGCUGGCUGAGUAUGUUGGACAGAUAGCGAAGCUGGAAGCGGAAAAGCGUGAUCUUCAUAGUGGCCUAGCGGCGAGCAAGAUGAAUGUGAAGCUGCUGAAGGAAGAAAAUCGGGAGUUGCAGAGCCGUGUGAAGGAGCUGGAGGAAAGCUAUAGUCAGCUGAAGCUUUCCCACUCUCAUUUGAAAAUACUGCAGGAGCAAGCUGAAACUGCCCUAAUGCAGUAUCAAAAUCGUCUUCUUUGCACAGAAACCCAGCUAGGUACGACCGAGAGUAAGCUUCUGCACGCUGGGAGCAGUGCCGAGGAUGCACAGCAUGAGGUUGGCAAGCUAAAGAGCGAUAUCAGUGUUCUGAAGGCUUCGAAUGCAGCGCUUGUACGAGAGAAAGACAGACUAUUGGUUGAGUUGGACAAGAAGACGGAAAAUUUGUUUGCGGUCGAAGCGGAACUUUCCGACAUGAAGACAAAGCGGAAAGAUCUUCAAUCGACAAUUGACAAGAUGCAGCGGAAGCUUGACAACGUUAGCUCGGACAACAUCCACAAGGAAAGCACACUGCGAAGCGUUUCUACCGAAACCGACACGCUUAAAAAACAGAUGGCGACUCUGAAGCGUAAAAACGAUAACGCUUCGACAGAGAAUGGACGCCUGUCGAAUGAGCUAACGGAUGCCCUUGCCGAACUGACGCUAACGAAGCGGCAACUUAAGGAUUCUCAGCAGGAAGUGGAACGGAUGAAAACGCAAUUACGCGAAUACGUACAGGAGAUGCAGCGUGCCGAAGAGUUGCUGUCAGAGAAGGAACGUGAAAGAGAACAGAUGCUGGACCGUUACAGAUCUCUUUCUGAAGGAGUUAACGUACUAGAGACGAGCAAUCAUACACUCGAGGCAGAAACCAGUGAAGCAAGGAAACUGCUACAGGAAGCGGAAGAGCGCAUCGUCACAAUGGUGGAGCUGAUGAACGAGCGGGAGCAAAACAUACGCGAGUGUGAGCAUCAGAUAACUGAACUGUCGGCAAACCUGGCCGCUGCCCAAUCGGAGCUGGAUGCACUGCGGGAAGAGAACAAUUCACUAGCGAUGGAUUUAGAAGCCACCAAGGAAUUGUGCAAUAAGCUCGAUUUGCAAAAGGACAAGCUGCAGGCGGAGUUGGAAGAACAUUCUAACAUACGGGAACAGCUCGCUCGCGAGAAGGGAACGUUGCAGAAGGAGCUAACGGUUGCACGCACCGGUGACCGGGCAACGGUGGACGGGCUUCAGGAACUGCUUGCCGCUAGCCGGACCGAAGUGGAGCAGCACCGUAUAGCACUGGCAAAUCAGCAACAGGAAACGGAAAAGCUACGUACGGAGGUGGACACAUUGCGGCGGCGAUUAACCGAAGAGCAGGAAACGGCACGCCGUAGUGAAGCACUGGCCAGCGAGUACAGUGUGCAGGUGCAGGAACUCAGACGACGCAUCACGGACGAACAGUUUGCCCAGAUACGGUCCCGCGCUGAGGAGUCAACGGAGCGCGAAGACGUCGAAGAAGAUGACGAGGACGAUUGCAACAGGUAUUCGACGAUGUAACAUUCCGCGUUAGAACAGAUAA
Messenger RNA from Anopheles maculipalpis, 3340 nucleotides. It is a transcript of the gene Cep135, whose product is annotated as testis-specific gene 10 protein. The coding region runs from base 1 to 3318 and encodes 1105 amino acids. The transcript has 10 exons. The record is from RefSeq and is a predicted model, not a curated record. Lineage: Eukaryota; Metazoa; Arthropoda; Insecta; Diptera; Culicidae.